ACUCACAGUCUAUAGAGAAAAUCACUGAGAAUAUGUUAGUCUUUGCUACAUUGUCAUUUUCUUGAUACACUUUUGUGUACUGUCUCCCCCCUCAGGUUAGGUGGUAAGCAAGUUGCUGUAUGAUGUUAAAAAUAUAUUUACGGGCUAUAUAGUAUUCUCAUAUGCUAAAAAUGUCUGAAUCCAGCCCCUAUCUUGGAACAGUUUGCUUAUUUCAGCCUCCGUUAUAAGUAAUACCGUGGGGGGAAGCUUUCGUGUUUAAAAUCCUUGCAUUCCCGAUUCGUUUCCCCAGCUCAGUCUUCUAAGUAGGUUGAAAGGUAUGAACCUUUUUAAGGCAUUUAUACAUACUGCCAAACUGCCUUCUAGAAUCGUGCCAUUUUCUGUCCCAUCUAGCCGUUAGCAUCAGCCGCCUGCAUCCCUGUCCUCUUGCCCGGUGUUAAAAUAUUUACCAACGUCCUACAACUUUCGACUUAGGUGUAAUGGUUAGAAGGGUAGAUUUUGGUGUCAGGCAGACCUGGGAUCUUGUCCUUGUUUCUUUGUCCAGCCAACUAGGAACUUCCUCUCGGGGCUCUUUUGAAGAUUAAGUCAAGUAGUGAAAGCGCGUUAGAUCAGUGCCUGACACUUCUCGGCGCUCGUAAGUCAUAAAUAAGUAGGCGCUCCUACCCGCGGCGCGGAGCGUCCCCGUGCAGUCCAAUGAGGGGGCGGGGCGGAGCCGGGCGGCGGCGUCCAGUCACGAACCAGGGGCACGUCCCGCCCCCUCCCGGGUGCACGUCUUAAAAGGGCAAAGAAAGGGCGCCGGCACGUCCCCUCGGCGCCGGUCCUGACCCAUUCUGUUGGGGUUCCCCAGUUCUUCGAAGCGUCCGCGAGUGGAAGCGACGGGCAGCCCACCGUCCCGCGCCCCUACCCGGCCUCCUCCCCCGCGGUGGGCCCCGCAGACCGGCGCGGCCCCUUUAAGAGCCUCGCGGGUCGGCAGCCGGAGGUCGCGGUGUUCCCGGGGCGCCACGGGCCGCCCUCCACCUGCUCUCGGGCCGCGCUCCCCGCCAUGCAGGCCCUGCGGGCCAGCCUGACCCUGGCGCUGGGCGCGGGCCUGGGCGCGGCGGCCGAAAGCUGGCGGCGGCGGCGGGAGGACGCGCGGGUGGCGCCGGGGCUGCUGGGCCGGCUGCCCGUGUUGCCCGUGGCCGCGGCGGCCGAACUGCCCGCCGUGCCCGCGAAGCCUGGGGCCCCGGCGGGCGCCGGCGAGCUGGCCAAGUACGGGCUGCCGGGGCUGGCGCAGCUCAAGAGCCGCGAGUCGUACGUGCUGUGCUACGACCCGCGCACCCGCGGCGCGCUCUGGGUGGUCGAGCAGCUGCGGCCCGAGCGGCUCCGCGGCGACGGCGACCGCCGCUCGUGCGACUUCCGCGAGGACGACUCCGUGCACGCGUACCACCGCGCCACCAACGCCGACUACCGCGGCAGUGGCUUCGACCGCGGCCACCUCGCCGCCGCCGCCAACCACCGCUGGAGCCAGAAGGCCGUGGAGGACACCUUCUACCUGAGUAACGUCGCGCCCCAGGUGCCCCAUCUCAACCAGAACGCCUGGAACAACCUGGAGAAGUACAGCCGCAGCCUGACUCGCACCUACCAAAAUGUCUAUGUAUGCACGGGGCCGCUCUUCCUGCCCAGGACGGAGGCCGACGGCAAGUCCUAUGUGAAGUACCAGGUCAUCGGCAAGAACCACGUGGCGGUGCCCACCCACUUCUUCAAGGUGCUGAUCCUGGAGGCAGCAGGCGGGCAAAUCGAACUCCACUCCUACGUGAUGCCCAACGCUCCUGUGGACGAGGCGGUCCCGCUGGAGCGCUUCCUGGUGCCCAUCGAGAGCAUCGAGCGGGCCUCGGGGCUGCUCUUUGUGCCAAAUAUUCUGGCGCGGGCAGGGAGCCUCAAGGCCAUCACUGCAGGCUCCAAGUGAAGGCCGUACCCUGCCGGACUGUGGGGGCUGGGUCGCAUUAAAGGUGGUGAUCUUUGGA
Molecule: messenger RNA, 2000 nt
Organism: Mirounga angustirostris (Northern elephant seal)
Lineage: Eukaryota; Metazoa; Chordata; Mammalia; Carnivora; Phocidae
Gene: ENDOG
Product: endonuclease G
Exons: 3
Coding region: 1040-1942 (300 amino acids)
Biological process (GO): apoptotic DNA fragmentation
Cellular component (GO): mitochondrial inner membrane; nucleus
Molecular function (GO): RNA endonuclease activity; nucleic acid binding; metal ion binding
Source: RefSeq, a predicted model, not a curated record